Postia placenta MAD-698-R-SB12 is the source of this 688-nucleotide messenger RNA. RefSeq lists its product as hypothetical. The coding region runs from base 45 to 530 and encodes 161 amino acids. Gene Ontology annotation, molecular function: actin filament binding. Gene Ontology annotation, cellular component: actomyosin contractile ring; actin filament. The record is from RefSeq and is a predicted model, not a curated record. Gene Ontology annotation, biological process: actin filament organization; mitotic cytokinesis. The transcript is spliced from 4 exons. NCBI's taxonomy places the organism in Eukaryota, Fungi, Basidiomycota, Agaricomycetes, Polyporales, Adustoporiaceae.
CCAGUGACACACCGCCUUCCUCAUCUUGCGAGCAACAGACAACCAUGGAGAGAAUCAAGGAGCGCCUUCAAUCCCUCCGCGCUGAGGCGGACACCGCAGUUGCUCGCGCCGAGGAGGCGGAAGCGAAGAACAAGAAACUCGAGCAGCAGCUUCUGGAGAAGGACCAAGAGAUCACAUCCUUGCAGCACAAGCUGUCUGUGAUGGAUGGCGAUCUCGAGAAGGCCGAGGGCAAGCUCACUGCCGCGAAAGCUGCGCAGGAGGAGGGUGAUCAGAGCAAGACGAUCAACGAGGGUCUGCAGAGGAAGAUCCAGCUUCUUGAGGAGGAGCUUGAUGCUGCAGACAAGAGCCUCAAGGAUGCGAUGGAGAAACUGAGGCAGGUCGAUGUCAAGGCUGAACACUUCGAGCGUCAAGUACAGAGGCUUGAACAAGAACGCGAUCAAUGGGAGAAGAAGUACGAGGAAGCACAAACCAAGUAUCGCGAGUCAAAGGCAGAGCUGGACGAGCUCGUCGCCAAUAUGGAAGGACUCUAAUCGCUGUCUGGGUCAAUCUGUACAGUACGCAUACCUUGCAUCUUGGCUCUCGUGGGCGAUGCAUCAACAACCUUAUACUUCUGCUUACCUUACACUCGCGUUUGGAUUUCCGUCUUCGCUAUCACCAUACGAUAUUCAUGAAUAUAUCCUUCACAAAC